Molecule: messenger RNA, 1620 nt
Organism: Scedosporium apiospermum
Lineage: Eukaryota; Fungi; Ascomycota; Sordariomycetes; Microascales; Microascaceae
Product: High-affinity methionine permease
Exons: 3
Coding region: 1-1620 (539 amino acids)
Biological process (GO): amino acid transmembrane transport
Cellular component (GO): membrane
Molecular function (GO): L-amino acid transmembrane transporter activity
Source: RefSeq, a predicted model, not a curated record
AUGGUUAGCUUCCUCUCCCCUAAAGUUAAAGAUGCGGCCCCGGACUCGGCAGCAGGGGGAAAAGGCCACAAGGAUGGCCUCGACGCUAUUCCCCAUCCGACAGACUACGAUAGCGAUGUCGUCGGACACAUCGCCCAAGCACGCGAAGCGAAGCGGCAGAUCGGCAUUCCUAGCGCAGUGUUCCUGAUCGUCAAUCGAAUUAUCGGCACGGGUAUUUUCGCGACUCCCAGUGGUAUCCUCGCCCUGUCCGGCAGUGUCGGCCUUACGCUCUUCAUAUGGGUUGCUGGCAUGUUGAUUGCCUUCGCAGGCACCGCAGUUUACCUGGAAUUCGGCACGGCCAUUCCCAAGAACGGAGGCGAGAAGAACUACCUUGAAUACGUCUACCGGAAACCAAAGUUUCUUGCUACCGGCCUGUACGCUGGAUAUGUCGUUCUCCUCGGUUGGGCCAGCGGUAACUCUGUUGUCUUUGGUGAAUACAUCCUCCAUGCCGCGCAGGUCAAGGUAGAUCGGUGGAACCAGCGUGGCGUCGGGCUUGCAUGCAUUACAGCGGCCUUCUUGAUCCAUGGCCUUGCUCUCAAGUGGGGCCUGCGACUCCAGAAUUUCUUGGGAACGAUCAAGGUCAUCAUCAUCCUUAUCAUCGUGGUUUCGGGAUGGGUUGCCCUCGGCGGCCACACUAAGCUCGACACUAAGCCCAACAACUUCGACAACGCAUUCGAUGGCACGACCGGCAGCGCAUACGGUGUCGUCACGGCGCUCUACAACGUCAUCUGGAGCUAUAUCGGUUACAGCAACGCCAACUACGCCUUGAGCGAAACCAAGAACCCCGUCAGGACGCUGAAGGUCGCCGCUCCCCUCGCCGUCGGCGUCAUCUCCAUCCUUUACAUGUUCGUGAACAUUGCAUACUUCGCGGCCGUUCCCAAGGAAGAGAUCCUUGCUGCUCGACGACUGGUCGCUGCUUCUCUGUUCCGAAACAUGUUUGGCGAGACGGCCGAGCGCGCUCUCUCUGUUUUCGUCGCACUAUCCGCUUUCGGCAAUGUCCUGAGUGUCAUCUUCUCCCAGGGCAGGUUAGUCCAGGAGUUUGGUCGCGAGGGCGUGCUGCCAUUCUCGCGGUUCUGGGCAAGCAACAGGCCGUUCAAUGCGCCACUUGCCGGAUUGUUUGAACACUGGCUCGUCUCUAUCAUCAUCAUGUUGGCUCCCCCGCCAGGUGAUGCUUAUAACUUCAUUCUCAACCUCAUUUCCUAUCCUCUCGCCAUUGUCAAUAUAUUCGUUGCUGGCGCUCUCGUCCAUCUCUACCUUCAUCGCAAGGCCUGGAACUGGAACCCUCCCAUCAGCGCCACUUUCCCUGUCGUCCUCUUCUUCCUCCUCAGUAAUAUCUACCUCACCGUGGCACCAUUCGUUCCUCCGGAGGAAGGACAGAACAUCUACGAAAGCCUCCCCUACUGGAUCCACUGCGUUGUCGGUAUUGGCAUCAUUCUCGCUGGAGGCGUCUACUGGCUCUUCUGGGCUAUUAUCUUGCCCAGGAUUGGCGGCUACCAGUUGGUUAGGGAGGUGGAGGUUGACGACAUCGAUGGAUGGGAGAGAAACGUGUUUAGGAGGAAGCCUCUUUCGGAAACUUCGUAG